Messenger RNA from Biomphalaria glabrata, 3298 nucleotides. Its product is annotated as signal peptide peptidase-like 2A. The record is from RefSeq and is a predicted model, not a curated record. Gene Ontology annotation, biological process: membrane protein proteolysis. Gene Ontology annotation, molecular function: aspartic endopeptidase activity, intramembrane cleaving. Gene Ontology annotation, cellular component: cytoplasmic side of endoplasmic reticulum membrane; lysosomal membrane; lumenal side of endoplasmic reticulum membrane. Lineage: Eukaryota; Metazoa; Mollusca; Gastropoda; Planorbidae. The transcript has 3 exons. The coding region runs from base 134 to 1873 and encodes 579 amino acids.
GAGGGUACCGUAAGAGUUAUUUUUAGAUUUCUGCUGUUUGGGUAUUUCAUUUGACGAUAAAGUGGGUCAACCAGUUCAAGGGUCGUCACAACACACGACAGUUCGACACAGACGUUCAUUUGACUAGCCAAACAUGAAGAAGUCUAGAUGUAGAUCCAUCUUUUUGCUAUUUUGGUAUAUCUUUCUGACACAGUCGAUGACUGCUGCUUUUGGAGGAAACGCCAUACUUCAUGUCAGUUCUCGAACAAAAGAUGAAACAUUCUGUAUUAGCUAUGACUCCCUCGCGCAAAGGCUGCCUUCAUCAUUGGAAGAUGCGGUUCCGAGUCAGCUUCUUGACUUGUCCCAAGCAACAGGCUGCACCUUGCAAGAAUUUCAUCAGCACACUUCUUUCAGCGACAAAACUGUUGCCCUUUUGAGCGGGAAGUGUACCUCCAAGCAGAAAGCCGAACUGGUGCAACAAAUGAAUGGAAGGAACAUUCUGCUGAUUAACACCACCAACUAUUAUACUGGACAUUUUGGCCAGACGAUUGAGCUCUCUUCUGUAAACGUUACCGUGGCAAGCAUCACCUGGGCAGAUUAUAGCCAGAUUUUUUUACACAAAAGGCCAAUAUCCCUGAAACUCUUUGCUCCGCCUAAACCAGUUUGGGAUCCUAACAUGAUAGUUCUCACUGUGUUCUCGACUGCGUUCGUUAUGAUUGGUGCCGGCUGGGCUGCGUGUGUGGAGCGCAGUACCUUGAGAAAUCUGACCACCUCGAGUGAUGACGACAAAAUAAAAGAGGAGAAAUUCUCCAAACUGCAGGCGGAGUCGUCCCAAAACCUAAUGUCCAUCGGCGUAGUUGGUGUCUGGUUCCUCUUCACGUGUGUCUUAAUCGUCUUGUUGCACUUUUUUUAUCCUUACAUGGUUUACAUCUUCAUCGCCAUCUUUAGUCUGUCUGGGUCAUACAGUCUAUAUCAGUGCCUGCUUCCUGCAUGUUCCCUUGUACUACCUGCUAUAUAUGAAAUACAAGCCAACACAGUGCCUUGCUUCAAAAAUAAGGUGAAGCUGAGAGACCUUGUCCUUUACGUGUUUUCUUUGUCACUUGGGAUCUACUGGGCCGUUCAUCGUAACGCCAGCUAUUCCUGGGCCAUCCAAGAUUUGUUGGGUGCCUCGCUCUGCAUCAUCUGCCUCCAGAGUCUUCGCCUCCAGAGCUUUAAGACACUGUCCGUACUUCUGCUUCUUUUUCUCAUUUACGACAUCUUCUUUGUCUUCGUCACGCCCUUUAUAACCCAAAAUGGCGACAGUGUGAUGAUGAAGAUAGCCACGGGUGGUUCUACAGCGAUGGGCUCUGAUCAAUACAGAGCUCACGAAAGUGAAUCUGUUCAGUAUGUGGCUACAGCUCAACCCAAGGAAUCUUUACCUCUGAUGUUCCUCAUUCCGUUGAUGAGUCGCAAUCCUUUGGCUCGCUGCAAUGAACAUUUAUAUUCCAUUCUCGGCUUUGGUGACGUCAUCAUCCCUGGGUUCCUCGUUUGCCACAACGCUAUUUUUGACGUCAGGACUGGUACUAAGAUGGUGUACUAUUUAGCCUCGUCUUUAGGAUAUUUGUGCGGAAUGAUCUUCUGUAUGGUAUCUCUGGUCCUUAUGAAUUCUGGACAGCCGGCACUUCUUUAUCUGGUCCCAGGUACGCUGAUUACAACCGUGGUCUUGGCGUAUAUUAGAGGAGAUCUACCCAAGAUGCUACAAGACUCUCAUUCGCAGGCUAACGCGCAGACAAACUUGACUUCAACACAGAAAACUUCCGAGGAGGAAGAGGACUACAUUGAUGACUCCGAGAAUGGAGAUCAUUAUUAUUUGAUUAGUCAGUACACAUCGCAAGAGAAGAAAGAAAGAUUAUAGCGUUAAUUUACACAUUGUACUCUAGAUAACUCUCAUGUCUUAAGAUGAUAUUAUUUUGUAUCCUAAAAUAUUUGUGAAGUUUUGUAUAUUUCUGAAUAUUUGCUAAUCAUUUUAGCUGACUGUAAAUACUCCACUUCUUUCAACCCAAAAUGGAUAAAAGUUGUAACUGACUACAACGUACAGACAAAGCAGGGUGGCCAAGUGGUAAAGCGCUUGGCUUACGAACCGAGGAUUCUUGUGUUCUAAUUCCGGAUAAUACUACGAUUUUAAAGUUUGGGAUUUUGAGAACGCCCUUUAGUCCAGCGAACCCUAAUGGGCUGCUAACAUACUUUGGCCAAGCAAAGACCGUUGCUCAUAUAAUCAACAUUAUCUUCCUCCAUAAAUUGCAAGAAGUAUCUUUACUUGACCUACAGUAGAGUAGUGAAGAUGGAAGCUAUUUUGUUAUGCAAAUUUGAAAACGAUGCUCUGAAUGAGACGUGUUUAAAUGAUGAAGUCUGGAACAACUCACACCAUUGCCCGGAAACGGAAGUUGAAGAAGGACAUGAAGGCACUCAGUGUGUCCAUUAACCAGCUGCACAGCACAUUCUCAAACUGACAGAUCCACUAGAAAGGAUGGCUUCCUGAUCCGAUUAGCUCUGGACUGUUGCCUUGAUGGUCCCGGGUUGAAACUCUGCCCGAUGCCGUCCUGCGGGAGAUUUAGUUAGGUGUGAUCAUCUUCAAUUCUGAAAGAACAUCCGAAACAUGCAAAAAUAAACCAAUUUUUAAAAUAAUUCCAAGAUGAGAGCUUCUUUAUUUGUUUGUCCAACGCUAAAAACAAAUAAAAUUUCAAAUUUUCUUGCUAUGGGGCAGCAGUCAGUCUUCUCCGUAAACAGGACAGGUCACUAGAUGCCCAUUCGCAAUGACAGAAUAAACGCGGUGUCUUGCCACUCAUAACUUCUGUCCUAGUUGAAUCACAAUUUGAACACUUCAUUUAAAAACAUUGAAAAUCUCUUACCCAGAUAUGAAGACUUUCUGAUAUUUGGUAGAAUUGACCAUAUCCACAAUAGAGAUACACAAAAUAUCAAAAUUUCUGAUCUAUGGUCGAAUUGCCAUCGUAACGACUAUUUGAAAAUGAAAUGUCACUUCGUGGCCACGCAGUGUACUAGAUGAAGCAAAGAGGACAGGAAAGAGCUGGGAAGCCAUAAAAAAACUAGCAAGAGACCGUGGAGAGUGACGUGUUUUUACUGAGGCCCUAUGCUCCAUGAGGAACGCAAAGGAAAGAUGAUGAUCUGAUCCUAGUCUUAAGCCAGUUUGACAAGGCCAAAAUUUAGAAAUUGUAUUAUUUCUUCAGUGUGUAAAUAUAUUGCCAUGAAUCCUUAAGCCUUUCUUUUUUUUUUUUCUAUUAUUCUAUUUGUAUUUUAAUAUAAAUUAAAAUUCACAAUAUAA